Molecule: messenger RNA, 1666 nt
Organism: Perca flavescens (yellow perch)
Lineage: Eukaryota; Metazoa; Chordata; Actinopteri; Perciformes; Percidae
Product: probable inactive serine/threonine-protein kinase slob1
Exons: 7
Coding region: 713-1462 (249 amino acids)
Source: RefSeq, a predicted model, not a curated record
GAGACGGGAGCUCUCCACCCUCCCACAGCCGCCCGGGACACACCACUUGGCGGAUGGACCCCAGCCCCACUCGCAGCCACCCCCCACUACUUCAGAGUCGCCAACAACACCCCUUGCUGCUGGGUCACCUGUGCCACCUCCGCAACCCCAGACACACCCGCCAGUCCUGACUGAGGUCAGCCAAGUGGAGCGUACGCCAGUUCCUGACGACCAGCUCUGCACCCUCCCACAGCCGCCCGGGACACACCACUUGGCGGAUGGACCCCCGCCCCACUCGCAGCCACCCCCCACUACUUCAGAAUCGCCAACAACACCCAUUCCUGCUGGGUCACCUGUGCCACCUUCGCAACCCCAGACACACCCGCCAGUCCUGACUGAGGUCAGCCAAGUGGAGCGUACGCCAGUUCCUGACGACCAGCUCUGCACCCUCCCACAGCCGCCCGGGACACACCACCUGGCGGAGGUUCAAUCAAACGAGUUUGCCGGCGGACCCUCCACCACACCGGCCUCGGAGGAUAGCGCAGACGACAACUCGGACGACAGCGCGUCGGGGACGCCGGAGGGUGACGACCAGUCGGACUACAGCGCGUCUGAGACGUCCGCUACAGACGACCAGUCGGACUACGGCGCGUCUGAGACGUCCGCUACAGACGACCAGUCGGACUACGGCGCAUCUGAGACGUCCGACACUGAUGAACAGUCCGGCGUUUCCAUGGAUUCAACCGAGACUGGUUCACCUGCACCGCCACGGACACUUGAGCCACAGGUGCUGGUCUAUGAAGACACACCAUGCAGUACCUUACAGGAGAUGAACAGCAGCGAGUCGGAGGAAGAUGACCAAAAAGCCGUAAAGCGUCCCCUUAAGAUGUCGCUGAGGCCAAGGAGGCUAUAUCGGUACCAUGGCGCCGGCAACCCCCAAUUAACACCGUCGCCACAUGGGUCCCAGCCAAUGACAAAGCAGCCAAUGACAACGCAGCCAAUGACAACGCAGCCAAUGACAACGCAGCCAACGACAACGCAGCCGCAGCCACCGCCACCACUGGAGGACUCUCCGCCGCCACCAAGUGGGGGAGAUUUAAGCAAGGUGGAGGACACGGAGAAGACUGACCCGCCAGACGAGUUGGACAGCAGCAGCGAGUCCAAAGAAGGGUUGACAGCUGAGGAUGCAGAACAACUGCUGCAGACUUCUCUGAAAAAGCCGCGGGGGGACAGCGGCGGUUAUUGCCUGCCAAAAGAGAGGAGUCCUCGUUCAUCAAAAACCAGAAGGAGGGUGUUGCCGUACACUGCGGACCUCAAGGAAGAUAUCAAGAGGGUCUUCCGUGACGUGUGGAGUGACGUGAUCACCGUUGGAAUGAUGAAUGACGUCCUAAAUAAAGAGCCAGCACUUCUGGAGAAAUGCCAGAAGUUGAAAUUGACCAUCCAUAAUUUCAGGGCUUUAGUCCACAAAUUGCAGAAAGAGUGAUUUUUUCGAAGCUGUGGUUUUUUACCGUGUACUUGUUUUUGUAUGUGUGUAUGUAUAUAUGUAUGUCUAUAUAACGGCUUUAUAAAUGCAUGUGUUUUCCUUUGUCACGUUAAUACUAUUUGUAUAUAUUGAUUGAAUUGUAGCGUGACUAGUCAAAUAUGUGUGUUGAAUUGAAAAUAAAUGUUCUAUUAUGUUUGAAUUCAA